Gopherus flavomarginatus (Mexican gopher tortoise) is the source of this 2473-nucleotide messenger RNA. RefSeq names its product solute carrier family 35 member G2 (gene SLC35G2). The transcript has 4 exons. Gene Ontology annotation, cellular component: plasma membrane. The coding region runs from base 663 to 1898 and encodes 411 amino acids. The record is from RefSeq and is a predicted model, not a curated record. NCBI's taxonomy places the organism in Eukaryota, Metazoa, Chordata, Testudines, Testudinidae.
UGUCGCACUCUCCUGAGUCUUUUGCUGUCGCCUCAGUCUUUUCCUCCAGGCCCCUCUUCGCAGAGAGAAGAGGGCGAGUGGAGAAAGGAGAUCCAGGUCUAGUUCUGCAAACACCCUUUUCUGGAGUACGCCAGGCUGUGUUGCUGACUUCACAUUACACUGGGAUUAAUGGCGUUGUCCUGCCUUCUGGGCUCUUACAGCGUGAGAAAGAUGAAAGGAUUGACAAAUUCUGGAGAACAGAUUUCCUCCCUUCUUUUCUUUUAACAUCACGCAGCCUCCUCAUUGUUUAAAGGCAUCAUUGUUUGGACUUGAUCGGCUCCUUCUAAGCGAGAGCAGGUCCAGGUAAAUUGCAUCCAAGAGUUUUAGAAGAGCUGGCUGAGGAGCUCACUAGACUGUUAAUGUUCAUUUUCAAUACGUCUCGGAACAAUGGGGACUCCAGAAAACUGGAAGAAAGCUAAUGGUGUGCCAAUAUUUUUAAAAGGAACAAAGAAUGCAGGCCAUACAUACAGGAUGGGGGACUCUAUCCUGGGAAGCAGUGACUCUGAAAAAGAUUUGGGGGUUGUGGUGGAUAAUCAGCUGAACAUGAGCUCCCAGUGCAAUGCAGUGUCCAAAAGAGCCACUACAAUCCUUGGAUGCAUAAAGAGACCUAGUUCUCUGAGGAAAUGGAUACUUCUUCCAAACAAUGUCCAGUCAAAAAACGAGUUAAAAUCCAUCCCAACACAGUGACAGUGAAAUAUACAUCACAUUAUCCCCAACCUGGAGAAGAGGGCUCUGAUGAAAUCAGUGAAGAUAUUGGAAGUUUUAUGGAGGACAAUCCAAAGAAAAGGUUGCUCAGUGACAGAAAAAGGAAAGGAAAAGCCUUCUUUGGGACUAUGGAUAUCCUACCUCAGCCAGCCCAAGAGACGAAAGCCAAUGAGACUGGACAACGCCAGAAUUUUACAGAAGGAAGCAUAUUUCAGUCCAGAAAGACUUGGGUAGUGCUGUUUGCCUCUGCCUUGGCUCAUGGGUGUGUGGCUCUGAUAACUAGACUUGUUUCUGAUCGUUCCAAAGUGCCAUCUCUAGAACUAAUUUUCAUUCGUUCAGUCAUACAGGUGUUGUCUGUCAUUGUUGUGUGUUACUACCACGAGGACCCCUUUGGACCAAAAGGAUAUAGACUGCAGCUCUUCUUCUAUGGUGUCUGCAAUGUUAUCUCCAUUACCUGUGCUUACACCUCCUUCUCUAUAGUACCCCCAAGCAAUGGGACCAUUAUGUGGAGAGCAACCACCACUGUCUUUAGUGCCAUUUUGGCUUUUUUACUAAUAGAUGAACGAAUGGCUUAUAUAGACAUAAUGACAGUAGUUAGUAGUGUCUUUGGUGUUUGCCUGGUCAUGUUCCCCAACAUCGUUAAUGAAGAAAAUUCUUUGCUCAGUGUCUGGAAAGAAGCCUUUGGCUACACCAUGACAGUUAUGGCAGGCUUAACUACAGCUCUUUCCAUGAUAGUCUACAAGUCAAUCAAAGAUAGGGUCAGUAUGUGGACUGCACUGUUUACUUUUGGUUGGACUGGAACUGCGUGGGGAGCCUCCACCAUGUUUUUUCUUCAAGAGCCAAUUAUCCCACUGGAUGGAGAAACCUGGAGCUAUCUCAUUGCCAUCUGCAUAUGUUCCACUGUGGCUUUCCUGGGUGUCUAUUAUGCCUUGAAUAAAUUUCACCCAGCUCUGGUCAGCACAGUACAACAUUUAGAGAUUGUGAUAGCCAUGAUUCUGCAGCUCGGAGUGCUACGCAUCUUUCCCAGCAUUUAUGACUUCAUUGGAGGGGCCAUUAUUAUGAUUAGUGUUGUUUUCCUGGCAUGUUAUAAGCUGUCCUGGAAGAAUUUAGGAAGGCAAGAUUAUCAGGAGAUACUGGAUUCUUCCAUUAAAUGAAUGUCAAUUUGUUGUAGUCUUUACUGUAAUAGUUUCUGCACCACGAUGUCGAUAUUAAUGUUCAUUUACCAAUGUCCUUUGUCUAGUAGAGUGGACAGAGUACUAACUUUCUUGUUCAGAAAUGUGCCAGAUUCAUACCUGACAUAAUAAUGUUUAAAUCAGUAGAGUUGUACCAGAGACGAAUUUGUCCCACCGUGUUAAAUAAUUUAAAAUGUUUCAAUAUGUGAACUUAGAUUUACUCUCAGCUGGUAUGUAGUAGCUGCUAAGAUUAGAUAUAGAGAAUUCUGUCAUAUGAGUCUUUCUAUCAUAGUCCUCCUUCUAUAACAUAAUAUUGAGACAGAAGGAUUCACUAUUGUUAGUCAUUCUGGACAGUGCACCUGUAGAAUAUUUUAUGGCAACAAGAAAGUCAUAUGUUGACAUUCACCAUUGAAGGAGGAAAUUCAUGUUCCAUAGUAACAGUAUACUUACUUGGUUGAAGCAUGUAAUAUUUUAUAAGUGAGAAUUUUAACAUGUAUAUGGUUAUAAUUCUUUAAAUAUCUGCUGGGAGAAGAGUAAAUAAAUAAAGUGAUGAUCUC